CUGUUGACUAUUCUAGGAGGUCAAAGCAAAGUGAAUGGUAGAGAAUUUUCUAAGGUUGAAGGGUGGUGAUUACGAUUUGGGACUUGGGUGCUGGCUACCGGGGUCUGAACAUGAACCAGGCUGGAGGCCACGAUGGCUCCAAUUGUGAUGUCAGUCAGUCAGUCAUGGGCAAUGGAUUCCUAGCCACUGAUUCGGGCUUUCUGAGUGCCAUUUGGGCUUCGGUGCAGAGUUCAGUCUCUGAGGAGGGCACUACUCACGUUAAACUUAGCCCUAACCAGCUCCUCCAAAUCACCAAGUUCCUGAGGGACGUCGAUGGAAAGUUCCGGAGUUUCCGGGAACUUUUUCAGCGAGAUGGUGGUGUACAUUCCCGCCCUGUCGAAGUUAAGCUGGCUAACCUGCUCCAAGCCAUCUCAUCCUUUCUGAGCAAAUACCCAGCCCUGAACUGUAGAGGCAUCCAGCCAGCCACGGCUACCCUCAUUUCCUGUGUGAACGACCUCAACAGUCAAGCGAAAGGAGCUGAGAAUAAGAAACGCUACAGUGAGAUUUUCCGGAGCUUGGACGCCCUAGAAAUUUCUAUUGGAAAUGCGGCAGUCGAUUUGUUUGUUGACGAUAUGGAGGACAACAGCACUGGAGACCCAAACACACAACCUGAACAACUGCAGACAGAUGACAGUUUUCGUGAGCAUGACAGAAAUUCAGAGGCUGAAGAAUCAGCAAACAUGACAGCUGAAGAAGCCGAUGAGAUGCUGAUCAAGUGCGAUGGGGGCGUGGAAGCGGCCCUGGAAUAUGCCAAGAUGUGGUGCAAAUACGUCAAGGAGCUCCUGAGCUGGGUGGACAAACGUCUCAAUUAUGAGAUUGAGUUUGCAAAGAAUAUCUUGAAGAUUGCUGAAACGGGCAGAAAUGCUGUUAACCAGCAGAACUAUAUGCCCCUGCAGGCCCUAUAUACUAUGGUUAUGGAGCACGACAUAAAGACAGGGAAUUUAGCCAUUGACACUGCGGGAAUUCUGCAGAUGAAAGAAUACUACAAGCCUCUUUGGGCCAAGAGGAAUGAAAUUGAGAAGUGGCGGAAGGAGUUCAAAGAUCAGUGGCAGAAAGAGCAGAAAAGGAUGAAUGACUCCUUGUCCUCUAUGCGCAAGUCCCGCCAACAUUACCUCCAGCGCUGCGAAGAUUUGGAGAAAGCCAAAGUGCUGAGCGCCAGAGCAGAAGAAGAGUGCCAAGGCACUGCAGGGAGUGGCAACAAGCAGCUGGAGAAACGGCGUCGCUAUCGAGAGGAGGUGCAGUUAAAGGCUCAGGAGUCAGAAGUCAUCUACAAAACCUGCAUCUGCGAUGUCAACAGUCGCCAGCAGGAGCUGAAGAAAGUCCGGGAGAGGAUUGUCUCCCACAUCCGCAAGCUGGUGUACCAGGGAGAUGACGUGAUGACGCGGGUCACCUUAAGGAUGUUCAUGCUUCGGCAAGCCCAAGCGGAGCGGAUCCCUGAGGGAUACCAAACGCUUACUGAGUUCUGCAAGCCCUACAAGGUCGGCGAGAAAUACUUGGAGUUCAUUCAGAAGCUGCAAAGAAAAGAACUUCCAGUGGAAGAGUACACUUUUAAGGAAUUUGUCCCCUCAGGGUCAAGGUCACCCUCCAGUGCCAGAAGAAAGAAUGCCACACAUUACGGUCACAUCUCUUCAUCGGCCAUCGACCUCAGCAGCUCCUCAGAAGACACCUCCGGAAAGACGUCUUCUGUAAGCAGCGAGCAAAAUCCCAGCAAAUCCUUCUGCAGUGACACAGAGAGCCUGGGAGGAAGCACCGAGGGCCAGUCCUUGGAUUCCCCGACCUCCAGUCCAGCUCACCAGAAGCUGCUGAAAGCUCCGUCCACGGGCACUGUGUCCUCCUCAGAUGACUUUGAAGACAGAGAUAUGAUACCAGCCUAUGACAAUGAUCUCACAGAUGCUUCAUCUGAAAAUGGCCACUGCCACUAUAAGAAGAUCAUCUUGUCCAGCGCUGCUCAGACCCACCGGCUACGGAAGCUCCGGGGCCCUUCGAAAUGCCGAGAAUGCGAGACCUUCAUGGUCAGCGGUGCCGAAUGCGAAGAGUGCUCCCUGACCUGUCACAAAAAGUGCUUGGAGAGCCUUCUCAUUAAAUGCGGUCAUCAGAAGUUGCCAGCACGGGUCCCGCUCUUUGGGGUGGACUUCACUCAAGUGCCACGGGACUUCCAGGAGGAGGUGCCGUUCAUCGUGGUGAAGUGCACUUCUGAGAUAGAAGCUCGUGCCCUGGGAGUGCAGGGCAUUUAUCGGAUCAGCGGGGCCAAAGCACGGAUGGAGAAGCUGUGCCAGGCCUUUGAAAAUGGCCGGAGCUUGGUGGAGCUUUCAGAUCAUUCGCCUCAUGACAUCACUGGAGUCCUCAAACAUUUCCUUAAGGCGCUGUCCAGUCCUGUGCUUCCAUACAAGCUCUACGACGAUUUCAUAGCCCUUGCAAAGAACUUGCCAAGACCUGAAGAUGGGGCAGGAGAUGAUUCGGAGACACAGGCAGAUGCCAUCAAGAGCACAAAGGAUAUGCUGAGCAAACUGCCAGCCACAAAUUAUAACACCUUACGGCACCUCAUCGCUCACCUGUACAGGGUGGCUGAGCGAUACGAGGAGAACAAGAUGUCUUCCAGCAACCUGGGGAUCAUCUUUGGUCCUACACUAAUCCACCCUCCCACUUGUAACGACCUGUCCAUGUUGUGCCUCGUGGAGUCAGGGUAUCAGUCCCAGCUGGUUGAGUUUCUCAUCCUCAACUACGAGAAGAUUUUUGGGAUGGAUGACCUCCCUUCGACUGGCUUCUGCGAGCGUGAAAAUUCCUUGCGAGAAGGAACCGUCAGUGAAGGUCUUCCAGGCCUCACAAGAGAAAUGGAUGCAUCUUUAGAGAAACCCACCUCUGAGCAGCAUCUGAAUGAGGACGAUGGUGUAGCUGAUGCCAGCCACAAGCCGUGCACAGACCAAACACACUCAACUGCAAGCAGAGACAGCGUAGAGCUGAGCUGCACAGAUGAUGAUGACACAGAGGACUCUUCGCUUGACCAGGAUGCUGUUAUCGGCGCCCAGUCCAGAACCCGUUUCAGCCGGACGCCCGUGAAAUAUUCCCGUGCCUUCAUCCCCAAAGUUUCCAGUCUGCCACUGCUGGCUGCCGCCCUGUCUGGCUCAGAGGCAAUCAGCAGCCUCUUGGAGGUGGGUUCGAGCAGCCGCAGCUCCUCUCCGGACACCCGCGGGCGGCGUAAGCGCUUUGAGAUCACUCCAGAGACUGCCAGGAUAGUGGCCAAGCUCCAGCCUCAAAAUGGAAACCAAAGUUGCUGUCCACCUGACGAGGUGACGCCACUGUAGGAAAAGCCUGCAAGGACAUU
Messenger RNA from Heteronotia binoei (common prickly gecko), 3361 nucleotides. RefSeq names its product GEM interacting protein (gene GMIP). Gene Ontology annotation, cellular component: plasma membrane. The record is from RefSeq and is a predicted model, not a curated record. Lineage: Eukaryota; Metazoa; Chordata; Lepidosauria; Squamata; Gekkonidae. The transcript has 22 exons. The coding region runs from base 111 to 3341 and encodes 1076 amino acids. Gene Ontology annotation, molecular function: GTPase activator activity. Gene Ontology annotation, biological process: signal transduction; activation of GTPase activity; negative regulation of GTPase activity.